Molecule: messenger RNA, 1359 nt
Organism: Ambispora leptoticha
Lineage: Eukaryota; Fungi; Glomeromycota; Glomeromycetes; Archaeosporales; Ambisporaceae
Source: the annotation of a GenBank genome assembly
AUGUUGAACUCACACCCCACUUCAAUAUCUAUGUCCCCGAUUCUCAGCCAACCAGGAGCAUAUUACACGAUUGUGGUUAGUGGUCAGAGUUUCAAACUGUCAUGGUCUUCUCUGAACUCGGACGGUCCCAACUUUUUCACGAAUAUUUUUACGUCGGGAUUAGAAGAGUCAUUUAAUAAAACAAUGUAUAUUGAUCGAGACCCAGAAAUAUUUAAAGAUAUUGUAAGGCAUUUACAAGGAUAUUAUGUUAUGCCACGUGACGAGGUGCACUAUACGGACUUGUUUGUCGAUGCAAUAUUCUAUAAUCUCAAAAAACUUACAGCCCAAUUACAAUCAAAAUGUGUUGUGAAUGUCGGGGGAAAAGUGUUUCGUGUAGAACAAGAUGUUUUAAAACGAGAUUCACCAAAUUUUUUCACUACUAUAGGGUUUGGAUUUAGAUGGGAACCACCCUCCGAUUCACCACCAAUGCUAAAACCUCCAUCCAUUCCACCUCCGAUGCUCGACCGCGACCCGGACCUAUUUUCCGACAUUAUCCGAUACUUGCAAGGUUACGAAAUACGCAUCCGGGACGAAGUGCAUCGACAAAAUUUGCUAAAAGAUGGACGGUUUUAUCAUCUUCGAGGUCUAACAGAAAAAUUAUUGGAGUCAAGAGCGAUUGUGAAUGGAUUCGCUAAAGAUCAAAAUGGAAAAGAUGAAAUUCUGUUCCUAUUAAAAGAUAUUCGAACGUCAUGUGUUAUUUUGCCGGAGGGAAGUGAUCCCUCCGAUGUAAAUAAUACAAAUUCGAUACCGGUUUUAUAUAAGGGUAGAGCAAGAGAAGGUGCUAUUUAUGAUUUACUGAUGGAGAUUCACGACAUUAAUUUGUUUUGUCGGUACCAUGAUACCAAUGCAAAUAAGAAUACAACCAAUAACAACUCAAAUAUAAUAUAUGAAUCGACAACACCAAAGAAUUUCGGUCUAAAAUUACCAUCGCAAACAACAAUAGUAAAAUUCGAACUAAUAUUCGCUGAAAAAGAUUUCCAAAAACUAAAAGACAUCGCAAAAUCGAUCAAAAUCCCUCAGCAAGAAAUCACCACAACGAUCCGUUCACCAGAAUCAUGUGCAUUCGAAAUAGAUGGCGUGAAGUCUACGUCCGAGGCCCUAUCAAAUAUCGAACGUCUCGCCUAUCUACUUAAAUUAGACCCGGUGUCUGGCACAAAAUAUCUGAAACUUUACGUGACAAAGUGUAUGACGCGACUUUUCGUCAAGGGUGGAAAGAUGGAAAUCGAGUUGGUGAAGUGUGAGGCGUUUAGUUCCGAGAGAGGGUUUAAUUCAAAACGAGAUUUUCUGCCGUUUGAAACAAAGAUUGUAUCGGCGCGAUGA